Molecule: messenger RNA, 951 nt
Organism: Penicillium macrosclerotiorum
Lineage: Eukaryota; Fungi; Ascomycota; Eurotiomycetes; Eurotiales; Aspergillaceae
Product: amidohydrolase family protein
Exons: 2
Coding region: 1-951 (316 amino acids)
Biological process (GO): secondary metabolic process
Cellular component (GO): cytosol; cytoplasm
Molecular function (GO): carboxy-lyase activity; hydrolase activity
Source: RefSeq, a predicted model, not a curated record
AUGAAGUUUUCUCACAAUCUAGCAUAUUCUCAUUUUGCCACCGGUCGUCUUUUGCAUUUGGCACUUGUGUUCUUGACUUGUGCAAAUGUCGCCCUGGGCUUUUUAACCAGACCACCAAAGAUUGACACCCACCACCAUUUUGUGCCUGACUUCUACGCAGAAGCCCUCACAGAGGCUGGAGGAGACCCGUCUGGUUGGCCUACUCCUCAAUGGAGCCCUGAGUUGUCUUUGGAGAAUAUGAAGGAAAAUGGAAUCAACAAAGCAAUUUUAUCGUUGACUGCUCCAGGAGCGACAAUUGCAGAAACUGAUCAGGGCGCGCGCCAGCUCGCUCGCCGAGCCAAUAUGUACGCAGCGGGCUUGCGCGACAAGCAUCGUGACAGAUUUGGAUUUUUCGCUGCCAUGCCUUCGCUAAUGGACGUAAAUGGUACCUUAGCCGAGGUAAAGUAUGCACUUGAUGUUUUGAAAGCUGACGGCGUUACGUUGUUUACACGGUACGGCGAUGAAAACAACUACUUGGGCCAUGAGAUAUUUGCACCGAUUUGGAGCGAGCUUGAUAAGCGCAAAGCAGUCGUCUUCAUCCAUCCUACACACCCGGUUGACCUAGCGAGGGUUAAUCCACUCCUUCCCCAGCCAUCAAUAGAUUAUCCACAAGAAACCACCAGGGCCGCCGUUGACAUGAUCAUCAGCAACGUCACCCAGCAGUAUCCGAACUGUGUCCGAAUUUUGUCCCAUGCCGGUGGAACACUUCCGUACCUUAUGUCGCGGCUUGCUGUUACAUCACGCGCAACAAGAUACACCAAGAAAACGUGGGGGAAAACAUAUGAUGAUUUGAUGGAUGACUUUCGGUCUUUCCAUUAUGACUUGGCUUUGUCUAGCUCCCCUGCAGUAUUGGAACUUCUACUGGAGCUUGUGCCCUAUGACCAUAUAACAUACGGUAAGCCGCAGGCGUGA